AUGGACAAGUCGAUUGAUACAACCGAAAAUGGCACAUUGGAGACAGUGACAGUUGCGAUUUCAUCUGACCUACUUGCAGAUAUCGACGACGAACAGAUUUCUCAAGCACAGAUGGCAAUUUCAGAAAUGAUCGAUCAAACAUGUGCCUUGCAAUCGACUUCCGAAGAGCAUUUACCGAUUCCACAGGAUUGUUUUGGUUUUCUUCUUCGUUCAAUAAUACCAACACACGAAGUCGUCAAACAAGAUCUCGAACAUGAACUGCCACCGAACUUAUUCAAAUACGAAGAUGCUCAAGGUACGAAGUACGCUUUCAAAGUUCUUGAUCGUCGAACGAACCGCUUGACUUAUGAGCAAAUGCCUUCUUAUCAUAAACAUGGAAUGCGUUUACUGUUCAGCGGUCCGGUACAACGCGAAUUAUUGCAUACGAGUACGAUCAGAAAUUUCUUUGCACGCGAAACAACACGUUUGGGGGAAGCAUUCGAUGAGCCGAAAUCGCGUAAACAUAUUCCAGGUUUUGUUAAAAUGUAUCAAAUCGAUCUAACGGAAUUACUCGAACCAAAUAUAUCGAUGUAUUUUACGUUUAACGAAUUUUUCUAUCGUAAGUUGAAACCCGAUGCGCGACCGAUCGCCGAUCGUCAUGAUCCGGAUGUUGUCGUAUCAGCUGCUGAUUGUCGUUUGAUAACGUUUGAUAAUAUUUCCGAAGCGACACGUAUUUGGGUAAAGGGUCAACAGUUUUCUCUUCGAUAUUUGUUUGAAGACGAAGUAUUAGCAAAAGAAUUCGAGGGUGGUUCGAUCGCAAUCUUUCGCCUAGCACCUGUCGACUAUCAUCGCUUUCAUUCGCCGAUUCAGGGCACAAUCGGAGAACAGAUGAAGAAAAUUUCAGGAACAUACUAUACAGUUAAUCCAGUUGCCAUUCAAGAACAAUUAGAUGUACUUACGCAAAAUCAAAGAACAGUUAUCACAAUCAACAGUGAACAUUUUGAGAAAGUUGCGUUUGUUGCCAUUGGUGCGCUACUUGUGGGUUCAGUUAAUUUCACUGUCGCACCAGGUCAAACGGUUGAGAAAGGCGACGAACUUGGUUACUUCGCAUACGGUGGCAGUACAAUAGUUGUUGUUUUCAAAGCUGGUAUGGUAAGAUGGGAUGAUGAUUUACAUCAUAAUUCCAAUAAUUGUAUGGAGACACUCGUUCGAAUGGGUGAACGCAUAGGUCAGCGAACCAGUGCAGAACAACGUCGAGAAUAUUUACUACGUAUAUCAAGUGGUAGCAAGAAAAACUCAACGAUUUCUCAACUUCUUAGUCAUUUUCCUAUAUCAUAUAGCGUGAAAUCUGAUUAG
This is a messenger RNA of Adineta ricciae, 1335 nucleotides long. The record is from the annotation of a GenBank genome assembly. Lineage: Eukaryota; Metazoa; Rotifera; Eurotatoria; Adinetida; Adinetidae.